AUGAAUGGCGCACGAUGCAGGUAACGUGAUAUGACCAGUGCCGGGAAUCUGAUGGCGCGGAAUGUGCUGAGGAUAGUGAAUGGGGGAGAAGGCAUGAUGCUACUCAUGCUGCAGGUGCGGCUGCCGUGUGGAGGGAGACAGAAGCUGGAGACACUUUCCCCUCUCUCCUUCUCUGUCUCUCCAACACACCUAAAAUCUGGAGGCGCCGAGGCGGUGAUUCUCCUCCUCGUCUGCAGCACACCACCACCACCACCACCACCGCCACCAGUGCGCACCACCAGCACAGUCUGGAGGAUAGGAGGAAAUGUUGCUCCAGAUACCAAGCUUGAAAAUCCAAGGCAAAUAGACUUGUGGAUGUCUGGUGUUGCAUUGUUAGAAUCUGGAGGUGUGGAUCCUCACUCCUUGAUCAAGCAGCAGCAGUGGCAGCAGUCAUUGCUGCCCAGAGGAGGAAGCAUCAGGAUGCAUCUGAGAGUGUUCAUUGGUUGCCGGAGGCGAUAUGUCACUGAUUCAAUGUAACACGCAAGGCAGCCAAUCACAGGAAGGCUUUGUGUUAUCACCAAGAAUGCAAUGAAACAUUGUUUAUAAACUGUUAUGUGCCCACAGCCACCAAUCAUCAUAGUAUUCCAGGGAGUAAAAAAUAAUGGUUAAUGAUUUCCAUAAAAACAAGAACCAUAUUGAUUCAAAACAGGCCAAAAAAUACGAGAAAUAAAUAGUUUCAUCCACAUUAGAAAACUGGUGAGACUAAAAAUUUGCCCACUAGCAUAUUUGCUUAUUAUUUUAUCUUGACCAAACUGUAAAUUGCAUAUGGAAUUUAGUUAACUAAUGUUUUGGAAAUUGCUUUAAGUAAUAUGACCAAAUUCCCUAAAUGACUUUGUUGCAUAAUGGGAGAUAAAAAAUUUUCUUUCUGCUCACCCUUUGGGACCCAAACUUCUAGAAAAAAGAAAAUUAUUUUAAAUAUGUUCUUCACUGUUGAGGUUAAAUAAAUGUUCUACAUUGUUGAGGAAGAGUUAGGUUAGGGUAGGUUGUUAGCUUGGUUAGCUAGGUUGGACUGAUGGUAGCAAUGCUUAAAACCCCUCCAAAGUUUGCUGUUGUGUACAUGUUGUAAUUUAAUGUUGGUGCUGUGUAAAAUUUAUCCAGAUAGUUGAUAACCAUAACUAAGAAACUGCUAAGCACUGAAUUAUAGAUAGCAGUGUGUACAGUAAGUACCUGUGGCAGUCAGGUCUGAGAUGGUGACCACUGCAGUGCUUAAAAUCUUCAAGAUGAGUACUUAUGCAUUCAAGUAUUACAACAGGUGAAGGACCUCCAGAGGACACCACCUACACUGUUGUCCUGCGGAUGCUGUCACUAACAGCUUUUGCAGAACUGCCAGUCCCUGACAGGAGAGUCUGGCUUUCUGUGAGGACCACAGCCAUCCACCCACCAGCAGUGGUGUUAGUCAUCCAGCCCUCAACUGCUGGUGUUGCUGGGGCCUCUGGAUUCAUUGUUGCUGUGGGUGCAGCAUGUGAAGUUUUAGCAGUGGACAUCAGUUUUUGAAGUCAUCCAUCUUACAGAUGACAUCACCCAGUGGUGAAUAACUGUUGCCACUCAUUCAUGUUAACAUGUAUUCAAUUUUGUUCUCCAGUGCAUACCUAUGAACAUUGUAUGUACAUUUAGCAUAUGAGCCAUACUUUUGAAUGGUCUGUAUUACAGUUGAUUAAUAUGGUAAUUAAAUGCCUUACUUGUGCAGUACAUUAUUA
Scylla paramamosain (green mud crab) is the source of this 1736-nucleotide messenger RNA. RefSeq lists its product as uncharacterized. The transcript has 5 exons. NCBI's taxonomy places the organism in Eukaryota, Metazoa, Arthropoda, Malacostraca, Decapoda, Portunidae. Bases 31 to 516 code for a protein of 161 amino acids. The record is from RefSeq and is a predicted model, not a curated record.